Oikopleura dioica is the source of this 1521-nucleotide messenger RNA. The record is from the annotation of a GenBank genome assembly. NCBI's taxonomy places the organism in Eukaryota, Metazoa, Chordata, Appendicularia, Copelata, Oikopleuridae.
AUGAAGUAUUUCCCUGUUUUUUGCUUGGCUGCAAAGGCCGCGGCAAGUUGCGCCGACGGAAAUAAUGGUGGCUGUUCCCACUACUGUAAUGGACACACCAACGUCUGCGAAUGCCCUUCCUGUUGGAUUUUGAAGGAUGACGGGGUCACUUGCACUCCCGAUCCGGCGAAGAUGGCGAUCACUUGCGAUCAGACUGGGAUGGCGCUGGAACUCGACUUGUGCAUCUACACUGGCGACCCAAGCGAUUCGAUCACCCUUGCUUUCGACCAGCAAAACUGCACUUCUCAACGAGACUUCGACAACGAUAAGUUCUUGAUUGAAACUCCACUUGAUGGCUGCGCGACGACGACUUCUACUGAAGGUGACGAUAUUGUCUUCAAGAAUACCAUCAGCGUUCUUUCUCGACACAACAACUAUGGAAUCGACCUCAAUUCCGAUGUCAACAUCGAAGCUCAGUGCCGAUUCUCUGCUUUCGUCUCUGAAGUCACCUCUGGAAACUACACCAAUUCUCCAGCGGUGCAAGAAGUUGGCUCAUCUGGAAUGGGAACAUUCGAAUUCAACGCCGACUUUUUCACCGACGACGAUUUUAGCCAGGAAGUCGACUCUACAGACGUCCAAGUCGUCGGAGAAGAAGUUUUCUUUGGAAUGUCGCUGGCUACUCCCAUUGACGGAAUUUCCUUCACCGUUGAUAGCUGCCAAGUCCAAGGGCCAAGCUACGACACCACCGCUUCUUUCGACGUGUUCAAAGAUGGCUGCGCCAAUUCUGUGGUCAACAACGACGCGGUCGCCCAAGAAUUCGAAGUGACCGACCAAUUCAAGCUCUCUUACCACGCUUUCCAAUUCUCUGGAAACGAAAAUCGCGAAACAACGGAGAUGAAGAUGUACAGCGAUGUGGAAAUGAUGAAACCAGGGCUGACGGCGCUUGAAUUCGGCGAUCGAACAUAUGUUUUCUCGUUGGACACGGGCUUGUUUACGCUUGGCGCGCCCAGAAAGGACGAGGGAGGCGCCCCAGCACCCGAAGAACAGUACUUUCUAUCGAAAAUAUCAAACACGAAGAUCGCCUUGAAAUCUGGCUACGGAAAGUAUCUCGGCGUGGACAAGCAAGGCCUCGUCAUCGGCAGAUCGGAUGCAAUUACCCCGCUGGAGCAAUUUGAACCAGUUUGGCAAAAAGUCGAUGGAAAAGAAAAAUGCGCCCUGAUCGCCUCGAAUGGCUGCUUUAUUGAGUUCAACGAAGAGGGCGAUCUAGUUGCGACGAAGCGAAAUGCAGAAGAGGGAAACUACCUGAGCAUCCGCACGAACAUUCCCAAGCCCGAAGUAAACGUCGUUCCUUUCGAAGAACAAGGCGACGCGGCCGAUGUCGAGCUCAAAAUCGCCAAGAAGUAUCAACACUGGCAAGAUAUGAAAAUGAAGAUCAACAAGAACGACAUCAAAGAGGUCGAAAUCGCGAAGAAAAAAGGACGGCUCCACGCUUGUCUGCUAGACAGACGCGCCGCCAUGAAAUCUGAUAAAUACUGCAAAUAA